Molecule: messenger RNA, 588 nt
Organism: Rhipicephalus microplus (southern cattle tick)
Lineage: Eukaryota; Metazoa; Arthropoda; Arachnida; Ixodida; Ixodidae
Source: RefSeq, a predicted model, not a curated record
UCGGCGUACAGUUAGAUAACAAAGACUCUGCCGUUGUGUGACAAGUUCGACACGUUUUGUUGAAUAGAAAUAACGUGCAAGGCACUGACGUCAGCGAGAGUAUAUAAGCAGGGACUCAACACUGCAAAGAGCAUCCACUGGAGACAGGAUUCAGUGAGCUUUUUCAGCAACCAGCGCAAACUUCCAGUCACCAUGAAGGCCAUUGCUCUCAUCGCUACCCUAGCAGUCGUCCUCACCUUCGCAAGCGCAGGUUAUCUCGGAGGCUAUGGUGGACUCGGUUAUGGUGGCCUCGGCUUCGGUGGCGGCUAUGGUUUGGGCUACGGCGGCCUCGGCUUGGGCUACGGUGGCUACGGUGGCUAUGGCGGUUACGGCGGUUACGGUGGCUAUGGAGGUUACGGUGGUUACGGCGGUUACGGUGGCUACGGCGGCUACGGCGGCUACGGUGGCUACGGUGGCUAUGGCUACAAGGGUUGAUUACUAAAGAAAACAAAACGAUCGAAAGAAGGUCAGUUCAAAAGCUUGUUACAACGUUGCGAAAAAAUACCAAGGAAGCCAAUGAGGCUACAAGACGGGUAAUAAAGUUCUCUA